CAAGUUAAAGUUGAAGUGUUGAACAUAUCCGAGGGACUCUAACUCGUUAGCACCAUCCAAAAAAGAGAGAAGAGAGGAAGACGAUGGAAGCAUGUGCAGCAGCAACUUAUGGUGCGGCCUCAACGUGCACCCCACUUAACUUCACCUUCAGCCAUGGAAGAACCAAAACCCUCUUACACUCCCAAAUUCCCAUUCCCUCCAAGAAAGGACCGGGAAAAUCCUUCUCCAUUGUUAGCGCCUCAAGACGAACCUUGUCUUCCAACUGGCUUGUCUCCGAUGAUGACUUCUCUGCUUCUACGACUUCUCCAUGGCUUCCCAGACUCGAAGAACUUGACACUACCAAUAUGCUUCUCCGCCAAAGGAUUAUCUUUUUGGGUUCUCAGGUGGAUGAUAUGACUGCUGAUUUCAUCAUUAGUCAGCUCCUCUUUUUGGAUGCUGAUGACCCAAAAAAAGACAUAAAGUUGUUUAUAAAUUCACCUGGUGGUUCUGUCACUGCUGGAAUGGGUAUUUACGAUGCCAUGAAGUUAUGCAAAGCAGAUGUGUCAACAGUUUGUGUAGGGCUUGCGGCAUCAAUGGGUGCAUUUAUCCUUGCGUCUGGUACUAAAGGGAAGCGCUAUUGUAUGCCAAAUUCAAGAGUUAUGAUCCAUCAGCCACUUGGAACUGCUGGUGGAAAAGCUACUGACAUGAGCAUUCGGAUAAGAGAAAUGGCAUAUCACAAGAUUAAGAUAAACAAGAUACUAUCAAAGAUUACUGGGAAGUCUGUAGAUCAGAUAGACUUGGACACUGAUCGCGAUAAUUUUAUGAAUCCUUGGGAAGCUAAGGAAUAUGGUUUAGUUGACGAAGUUAUAGAUGACGGAAAGCCCGGGCUAGUUGCACCGAUUGCAGACUCGUCACCACCACCAAGAACUCGGGUGUGGGAGCUAUGGAAGAUUGAAGGAAGCCGAAAAGCGAAGAAGAAUUUGCCAUCAGAGCAUAAGUUUUUAGAGGAAGCAUACAAAAAAGUUCAGGGAGGUGAUGAUGACAAAGGCACUGAACAGGAAAACGAAGCACCUGCUGCUGUAUGAGUUUUAGAGAAGAAAUGUUUGCAUUGCUUAUAUUAUUUAUUCCUAAUGAGACCUUUUUUAAAAUCCUAAUUUUAACUUGAUUUAUUAAUCAGCACCACUUUUAGAUAAAAGAGAUUUUUCACUUUGUUAUAGCUGUGACAUUCCAUUGUAAGUUCCAGAACUGUAUAUCAGUUAUCAGAUAAUUAUUUUAUGCUUCA
Molecule: messenger RNA, 1261 nt
Organism: Arachis duranensis
Lineage: Eukaryota; Viridiplantae; Streptophyta; Magnoliopsida; Fabales; Fabaceae
Product: ATP-dependent Clp protease proteolytic subunit 3, chloroplastic
Exons: 5
Coding region: 84-1064 (326 amino acids)
Biological process (GO): protein quality control for misfolded or incompletely synthesized proteins
Cellular component (GO): endopeptidase Clp complex
Molecular function (GO): ATP-dependent peptidase activity; serine-type endopeptidase activity; ATPase binding
Source: RefSeq, a predicted model, not a curated record